AACAGAGGAAAGGCCGGGGAGCGGAGGACUAUGGCCGUAGCCGGUCGCGGCGGGCGCGGCACCGCGCUCCUCCUGCGGGCCCUCGCGGCGCCGAGGCCUUGGCAGCUCGCGGGGGCGGGCGCGCGGUGCAUCCACGAGGGGCCAGACACCAUCGAGGAGCUGCUGGACCGGCACCUCGUGAAGAAGCCCGCGGCGGUCCCGGACGAGGAGUCGGCGGAGGCGCGGCGGCGGCUGACGAGCUCCCGGCGGGAAGCGCUGGCGCUGUACCGGGACAUCCUCCGGGCGGCGCGGCUCUUCGCGUGGCCUGACGACCGCGGGGUGCCGUGGCGGGAGGUGCUGCGCGCCAACGCCAGGCGCGAGUUCGAGGAGGCCCGCGGGGAGCGGGACCCGGAGGUGGUGGCGCGCCUCCUCAUCGGUGGCCGCGACGCCGUGCAGCAGGCGCUCGACCGCCUCGCUGACGCCUCACGCCGCGCGAUCGAGGCCGAGGAGGCCAAGCGCCGAGGCGGGGCGUAGAUUUGGGGCUGGAUACUCCAAACUUACGCGUCCUGUGGUAGCAUUUGUCUAAUCUUGUUGUAAGCCACGAUCCCUGAUUCUCAAUGUUUGUUAUGAAAUAGUUCAGAGGAUCAGGCUAUCUCAAGCAAUACUACUAUGCAGCAUGUUUGAUUUUCACUUUACAAGAAUCUGAGAGAGGAACACUUCGAUUUCUAGCAUUUGAUCCGUGAAUGAUGUGUCGAGUGCCGUACAAUGAAUACAAUCAGCUCUGCAUUUUUACUUUGUA
Messenger RNA from Sorghum bicolor (sorghum), 778 nucleotides. RefSeq lists its product as uncharacterized. NCBI's taxonomy places the organism in Eukaryota, Viridiplantae, Streptophyta, Magnoliopsida, Poales, Poaceae. The coding region runs from base 31 to 513 and encodes 160 amino acids. Gene Ontology annotation, biological process: mitochondrial respiratory chain complex III assembly. The transcript has a single exon. The record is from RefSeq and is a predicted model, not a curated record.